AUGCUGCUCUUGCUCAGCGGAUGCGCCUCCACGCAGUUGGCCUCCGAUGAGCCUGCAGUUUCUCAGGCGCCUUCUUCACCACCACCCGCUCAGAUCAUCCUCGACGGCGAGCUCGAUGAUUGGUAUGGACAGACUGGGAUCCGCGCUGACAACGACGAGGUGUUCAUCUGUUUCGAGUCGUUUGAUGAUUCCCAAGCGAUCCAAGCCGCGGACUUCACGACACGGAUUCGCAUUGACGCGGACGCCGACUCGACGACAGGAAUGCGCCAGAUGUACCACACCAAGGAUCAAGCAUCGGGGCAACCAAUGAUGCUGUCGCAAGGGGUAGACCUGACGAUUGACAUUUCUCCAGAGGGACGAGAUUUCGGAACAUUGCGAGGCGGAUCCAAUACGAGAAUGCAUACAGCAGAUACCACACAACGCAUCAGCCAUGCGGAUGUAGGGUUCUACUUCCUUCCGACGCAUAACUCACCAAGGUACGAAGCUCGUCUCGAUCGAUCACGCUUGCCGAUCCUUCAACAUGAUGGCCCAAUCAACGUUGUUGUAGAGCAUCGAGCGAUCGGUGGAGAAGUGCUCAGAACACAAUCGUUCACAGACACACUCCCGAACUACGCCCCGAGCAAACCGAUCAAUACACCCAUCUCGAAUCCUCCCAAAGACGGCGUGCGCGUCAUGAGCGCCAAUGUGCUGUACUCGUCACCACUCCGUGAUCCAGAACCCUUCGCGAGAGUUAUCAACGCGAACAACCCGGAUGUCGUGCUGUAUCAGGAAUGGUUCAAGACCACUAAAGAAGAUGUUCGCGCCUGGAUAGAUGAACAUCAUGGCAAGGAUUGGUCACUCAUCAUGACCGAUGAUGGCAGCGGAGUCGCAAUUGCAACAAAGCUGGAUGUCGUCGAGACCAUAUCGAAACCAGUUGUUGAGCACCGAGGGGAUCGUCCAAGCCGAGUCAUUGCUGCGGUCGUCGAAGCGCAUGAUGAGCAGCUCAUACUGAUAUCGCUGCACCUCAAAUGCUGCGGCGGAGCAGACUCAGAAGAAGAUCACAAACGCAUCAUGCAAGCCGGACAGAUCCAUGAUCUCGUCCUUGGGCUCCGUAAUAAAUACCCUGAAGCCGGCGUCGUCAUCGGAGGCGACUUCAAUCUUGUUGGUUCCCGAAUCCCGCUCGAAGUCAUGUCGGAAGGCAUCGGACGCGAUGGGCAAGACCUUGUCCCAGUUCCGACGACCUGCUUGGGAACACAGUCGAUGCUGACCUGGGUCGAUCCGAAGAGUUCUUUCACGCCUGGUAGAUUGGAUUGGAUCCUCGUCGAUGAUCGAGCUUGGACUCCGAUCAACUCUUGGAGCUUAGAUACAGAGCGUUUGAGCGACGAGGUGCUGAACGAUGCCGGUCUAGAGCGCGAGGAUUCACGAGCGACGGAUCACUUGCCAAUCUUUGUGGAUCUUGUGUGGACCAUGAAACUCCCAAUCAUCGCACUCGCCGCAAUCAGCGGCAUCGCACACGCAUCGCCGUACCUCACCUCAAUCAACGGCCAUGAGGGCAUGCAAUAUGACCCGCAAGGUAGUUUUGGCCCGACCAUCACCCUUGAUCUUUCAGGGAUCAAUAGCUGGGAUCUACAAGGUGAUGACAGCAACGAACAUCUAGCGGUUUAUCAGCCGAUGUUCAACUGGGUCAUCGGGGUCAGCUGGGAUGUCACCAUUGUCACCGUCGGCGCUUCGUGGUUGUCCGAAGCGGUGAUCGGAUUCGAGGACGAACUGUUCCUCACGCCGGGAAUCGGGAAUGACUUCGCAGGCACCGCGAGCUUCAGCUCCGGCGGGAUGGUAGAUCUAAUUGGAGAGGGUUUGGAUUUCUUCUACAGCCCAGACGGCUUCCUCGAUAUCGAGUUCUUUGAGUCGUUCGAUGAUGUCGCAGAUGAGGUUGACGCGUACUUUGCCGCCGGAUCAACAAUCCAGGUGAAGUUCGCGUACCCAGCGCCUGGGAGCUUGGCGCUGCUCGGAUUCGCUGGGAUCGGCGCGUCACGCAGACGACGCUGA
Messenger RNA from Symbiodinium sp. CCMP2592, 2025 nucleotides. NCBI's taxonomy places the organism in Eukaryota, Dinophyceae, Suessiales, Symbiodiniaceae. The record is from the annotation of a GenBank genome assembly.